Messenger RNA from Salvelinus namaycush (lake trout), 1556 nucleotides. It is a transcript of the gene tmem110l, whose product is annotated as transmembrane protein 110, like. The record is from RefSeq and is a predicted model, not a curated record. Gene Ontology annotation, cellular component: membrane. The transcript has 8 exons. The coding region runs from base 318 to 1208 and encodes 296 amino acids. Lineage: Eukaryota; Metazoa; Chordata; Actinopteri; Salmoniformes; Salmonidae.
UCGCAGAGAGAUCCAAGGAAUUCAACAGCAGGAGGUGACGUCAGAAUCCCGCAAUUUGCGGUGUUGUUGCUUUCAAAAACAUUUGAUAUGGAGUAGAACAAUUAACCCUGUUCCGAACUUUAGUUUUCGCAUUUUCGGGGACUUUUUAUUUCGCAAAAUAAUUUUGUUUUAACUUCACGAGAGAGACGUUGAGCAGUGAUAGCAUGGCAAAUACGUUGUUUUGUUUUUCUUGAGGAUAUACGGAAUUUCUCCUCGCAAACAACAGGGGAAGUGCCCCCUGUCCUUUGUCUGCCACGGGUGUUUUUAAAGUAUUCGACAUGGACAUUUACGGAUACAAUGGUGUUUUCCUGGUCAAAAGACUAUUUAAUAAUGCAGCUUUUGAGAUUUCGAACAUGUCAGACAUUACGAAGGCGAAUCCUCGGGGAUGCGAUAACGGGGCUUUGACAAACAGAUUCGGAGUCUUGAUUCAAGGGUUGCUGGCAAUAGUUGCCUUCAGCACAUUGAUGGUGAAGAGGUUCCGUGAGCCCGUAGGGAUCAGAAGACCAUGGAGGAUCUGGUUUUACGACACGUCCAAGCAGGCCAUUGGCGCUCUCUUCAUUCACUUCGCCAAUGUGUUCCUCUCCAACCUCACAGAAAUGGACCCUUGUUCCCUGUAUCUGAUGAACUUCUUGCUCGAUGCCACGCUAGGCAUGCUGGUCAUCUGGGCGGGGGUCAAGGUUGUCUCCAGGAUCGUGGAGUACAAGCAGUUCACACUGCUCACCUUUGGAGAAUACGGUGACCCUCCCCAGGCUGCAGCAUGGCUCGGUCAGUGUGGUGUCUACCUUCUCAUCAUGGUCCUGGAGAAGAGUGUAGUCAGCUUGGUGCUGCUCAUUCCUGGAUGGACCAACCUGCAGUCUGUGUUGCUGGACUAUAUCCCUAACCCUCAGGUGGAGCUUGUGUUGGUCAUGCUCAUCGUGCCCUUCAUUGUCAACUCCAUCAUGUUCUGGGUGGUGGACAGUCUGAUGAUGAGGAAGUACAAGACUCUGAAGAGCCUGGUCGACUCCUCGACCAAGGUCGCCUCCACGGCGCCAUGGGUUACCGGCGACGAGUCACGGGUCCUGUUGACAGUCGAGACAGACACUGAGGAGGAUUGUUCAACAAUGGUCCGAGGAGGGUCCCACUCUAGCCUUCCAGUGGUGGGCAUAAUACCUAGCUGGGUGGAGGUGUAGCUCUGGUAUCCUUCUCUACAAGACCCUGACACAUACGCUGACCCGCGCCACACACAAACGCGAGCACGGAUGUGUGAAUGUACGCUCCUUCCAGAUCACACAAAUUAGCUUUUUUUCAUUGUACACAUCCCAAUGAUGUCUUUGAUGACUUGGCUGUUAUGAGGAUGAAGAGAAAAAAAGUCCUUCACCCAUGCAGUCCCUGUUUACCGAAACAACAAGCUUGGUGGGGCUAUACAGUGUCUCGUAAUGGAGAUAAUUAGAGAGCACAGUGUGAGCUUGAGGGAACACGACAGUGAUGAUGAAAGAGUAAAUCUGUCCUCUCUCUCUCGGGGGGAUUUUGUGAAAAGG